UUUGUCUCUCCCUUUCUAUAUUUCUUUCUCAAAUUCCAUCAUCUAAAAACCAAACAUGGAAGCUGAUGAAGAUCAACAAUACCCUUCUCAUUGCUUCAAUCUUUACGAAGGAAAUCCGUCUCGUAACAAUGAUUUUAACUCGAUGUUCCUACAAAACCCACAUGAUGAAGACUUCCAUGUUCAUGACCAUCAUCAAGUCGACAAUCAUGACCAGCACCAUCAUCAUCAUCAACCGAGUGUUGUGGUGGAUCAAGAGAAGAGGUUAAGGAGGAUGGCGUCUAAUCGAGAAUCGGCAAGAAGAUCGCGGAUGCGGGAGAGGAAGAAGAUGGAAAGGUUGACAAUGCAAGCAGCACAACUCAUGGCGUCCAAUCAGUUCUUGUCUGACAAAUAUAUCAGCUUGUUGGAGUACAACCACCAGAUCUCGCAAGAGAAUUCACAGCUCAAAAAGACAGUUUCUUCAUUAUUUCAGGAAUAUACUAUAUUUCAUGGAGAACACCAUGAUGAUACGCCAAGAUUUAUCCAUGGUUUUGAUUUAAAUCAACAAUAUCUGCAUCAACCAACUUAACUCGUAAGCCGAAAAAGGUUAUAUUUAUAUACUCCAAUGCUUCGAUUCAAACAUUAUUUUGCUUUUAUACUAUACUAA
This is a messenger RNA of Camelina sativa (false flax), 643 nucleotides long. RefSeq lists its product as uncharacterized. The record is from RefSeq and is a predicted model, not a curated record. Lineage: Eukaryota; Viridiplantae; Streptophyta; Magnoliopsida; Brassicales; Brassicaceae. Gene Ontology annotation, biological process: regulation of DNA-templated transcription. Gene Ontology annotation, molecular function: DNA-binding transcription factor activity.